Messenger RNA from Cladophialophora psammophila CBS 110553, 957 nucleotides. Its product is annotated as alcohol dehydrogenase. Lineage: Eukaryota; Fungi; Ascomycota; Eurotiomycetes; Chaetothyriales; Herpotrichiellaceae. Bases 1 to 957 code for a protein of 318 amino acids. The transcript has a single exon. The record is from RefSeq and is a predicted model, not a curated record.
AUGGGCUUUUUAUACUCUCAACUAUUCAUCAAACCAGCUUACCCGAAGAGGUCUUUUGCCGGAGAGACUGUCAUUGUGACUGGAAGCAACACUGGCUUGGGAAAGGAAGCUGCCCGGCAUUUUGCUCGUCUGGGCGCCUCGAAACUAAUCCUCGCGGUGCGGAACACCAAGGCCGGCGAAGACGCAAAGAAGGACAUCGAAAAGACCACGAACUGCCACCGCGGCGUGAUUGAGGUCUGGGAACUCGAUCUCGCUUCGUACGACUCCGUCAGAGCGUUUGCCAACCGCGCAUCCAAGCUCCCCCGUAUCGACGUCCUGCUCGAGAACGCAGGAAUCGCAGUCCAAAAGUAUAGCCAGGCCGAAGGACACGAGCGCACCAUCACAGUUAAUGUCAUCAGCACCUUCCUCCUCGCCCUGUUGUUGCUGCCGAAACUGAAGUCGACGGCCAAGGAAUUCAAGACCAAUCCGCGCCUCACCAUCGUAUCCAGCGAAGUGCACGGCUGGACCAAGUUUGCGGAAUGGAAAGAGCCUCGGAUUUUUGAGACCCUAGAUGGCGAGAAAACAGCCAAGAUGAAUGAGCGGUACCAGACAAGCAAACUGCUAGAAGUUCUCGUCGUUCGCCAGAUCGCGCCCCAGCUCACCGGAUCAGGUGUCAUCUUGAACUAUCUUAACCCUGGCCUAUGCCAUUCGGAGCUCUCGCGCGAUGGCUCCUGGGUGUUGGAGGUGCUGAAGUUCUUCCUUGCCCGCUCGACUGAGGUGGGUAGUCGAACCCUGGUGGCUGCUGCUGAGGCAGGGAUGGAGUCGCACGGCAAGUACAUGUCGGAUGGAAAGGUCAACGAAAGCGAGCUCUCACCCUUCGUGAGAAGCAAGGAUAGUGAGGUUGCUGGCGAGAAGGUGUGGAAGGAACUAAGCGAUAUCCUGGAGAAGAUUCAGCCUGGGGUUACGAAAAAUAUCUGA